Messenger RNA from Impatiens glandulifera, 2798 nucleotides. RefSeq names its product nucleobase-ascorbate transporter 12-like. The coding region runs from base 314 to 2461 and encodes 715 amino acids. Gene Ontology annotation, molecular function: transmembrane transporter activity. The transcript has 10 exons. The record is from RefSeq and is a predicted model, not a curated record. Gene Ontology annotation, biological process: transmembrane transport. Gene Ontology annotation, cellular component: plasma membrane. NCBI's taxonomy places the organism in Eukaryota, Viridiplantae, Streptophyta, Magnoliopsida, Ericales, Balsaminaceae.
UAAAGAAAAACAAAAUUUUGAUUUUUUCUUACUUCUCCCUCUCUCCCUCCUUCAUCAGUCUCACAUAGUCGUCAUUUUGGCUCUCUCUCAUCAACUCUACCGUUUCUUUCAUCAGCUCCACUUCAGCUCGGACCACCCAAUACAGAUUGCUAAUUAUUGUUGUUUUUUUCUCUCAAAUCCUCUUUUAAGCUUAAGAACAUCUUCAAUUUAAAAACCCAUUCUCAAAUUUAUCAAAUUUCUGAAAACGAUAAACCCCAACUAAACAUCAGAUCUGAAAAGGUCGAUAACUACGUAAAGAUGCAAUUCUAGGAAGAUGUCGACUUCCGACCCGACCAGACGCACUCGACCAGGCCCAUGGCCUCCGGCGCCUCUUCCACCGGAAUCCAAGGCAAUGCCGCCGUCUUCCUGGGCCAAACGUACUGGAUUUCAUCCUAAAUUCUCCGGCGAAACGAACGCAAGUCUUUCUGGUCAAAUUCUACCACAGCCAAAGCCAAGGGAGUCCGAUUCUCAGGCGGAUCUAGAAGCUGGUCGACUCCGACCUACUACGAAAAUUAAUGGUGAACCGGCGAGUGAGAACACGCCUUCUCUUCCUCUUCCUCAUCCUCCUCCGUCUGAUAAGGAUAAGGAUCAGACAGUGAAAAAGAGACGGGAUUCGGACGGUGGACUGCUGAAAAGCUCGGCCGCCCAAGGCGCAAAUGGGCCGGUUGUGAUUCCUGACGCACCACCACCACCACCUCAGAGACCUAGCCGGAGGCCGCCGGCUCGCAGUGAGGAUGUUGUUGAAUUGCCUCAAACAGUUGUUGAUGAUGAUGAUGGGUUAGUUUCUCGUCAUUCGCAUAUGAAGUAUGAGCUUAGAGAUACACCUGGGUUCGUUCCAAUUGGUCUAUACGGUUUUCAGCAUUACAUUUCAAUGCUGGGGUCUCUGAUACUUAUUCCACUCGUUUUAGUUCCUACAAUGGGGGGCUCUAAUGAGGAUACGGCCAAUGUGAUUUCUACAGUGCUAUUUGUAUCUGGAGUGACAACACUUCUGCAUACUUCGUUUGGGUCAAGGUUGCCCUUAAUUCAGGGUCCAUCAUUUGUCUAUCUUGCUCCUGCACUUGCAAUCGUCAACUCUUCCGAGUUCCAGGGUUUGAAUGGAAAUAAUUUCAAGCACAUCAUGAGGGUACUCCAAGGGGCCAUAAUCAUUUCUUCAGCUUUUCAAGCAAUACUGGGAUAUAGUGGAAUAAUGAUAAUAUUGUCAAGGUUGAUUAAUCCUGUUGUUGUGUCCCCAACCAUUGCUGCUGUUGGACUUUCUUUCUACAGCUAUGGUUUCCCUAGGGUUGGUACUUGUCUUGAGAUUGGUGUGGUGCAAAUACUACUCUUAAUAAUGUUUUCUCUUUACCUUCGCAAGAUAUCUGUUUUGGGUCAUAGAGUUUUCCUCAUCUAUGCGGUACCACUAGCUUUGGGAAUUACAUGGGGUGCUGCUUUUCUUCUUACUGAAGCUGGAGUUUAUAGCUAUAAGGGUUGUGAUGUAAACAUACCAGCAUCGAAUCAAAUUUCAGACCAUUGUAGAAAACAUCUCUUGAAGAUGACAUCCUGCCGAGUUGAUACCUCUCAUGCUUUAAAAUCUGCUCCGUGGUUCAGAUUUCCUUACCCAAUGCAAUGGGGCAUACCUAUCAUCCACUGGAAAAUGGUUCUCAUUAUGUGUGUGAUUUCACUGAUAUCCUCUGUUGAUUCGAUUGGUUCAUACCAUGCAUCGUCGUUGUUGGUUGCUUCGAGACCUCCACCUCCUGGAGUCGUAAGUCGAGCAAUUGGUUUUGAGGGCCUCUCUAGUGUGUUGGCUGGUCUCUGGGGCACAGGGACUGGAUCUAGUACUCUCACGGAAAAUGUGCACACAAUUGCUGUGACAAAAAUGGGUAGCCGCCGAGCAAUAGAGUUGGGUGCUUGUGUUUUGACCAUCAUCUCUCUUGUAGGUAAAGUUGGAGGUCUUCUUGCUUCAAUUCCUGUAGUCAUGGUAGCCGCCUUAUUGUGUUUUAUGUGGGCAAUGCUUACAGCACUGGGCUUGUCGAAUCUACGUUAUAGCGAGGCUGGGAGUUCAAGAAACAUUAUCAUUGUUGGUUUGUCUUUGUUUUUCUCAUUGUCUAUACCCGCCUACUUUCAGCAAUCUGGAGUCUCUCCAAAUACCAACUUAUCCGUUCCAAGUUAUCUUCAGCCCUAUAUUGUGGCUUCCCACGGCCCUUUCCACACCAAAUAUGGAGGGCUAAACUAUGUAAUGAACACAUUGCUUUCACUUCAUAUGGUGAUUGCUUUCCUGGUGGCAGUUAUCCUGGACAAUACGGUUCCAGGAAGCCGACAAGAACGUGGUGUUUAUGUUUGGUCUGAACAGGACCCUACAAGAAGGGAUUCUGCAGUUACCAAAGACUAUCAGUUACCAUUUAGACUCGAUCGAGCUUUCAAAUGGGUCAAAUGGGUUGGCCUUUGAUUUUAUAAGCCAUUUCAAAUCUUCCACGCUAUUAUUCUGGGACAGGUUUCAAAUUUUAUUUUUAUUUUUUAAAACGGAAAUCCUAACCGCAGGCAGCGGAGAUGGGUUGUUUUGUGUACAUUGGAGGAUCUGGUUUGUGUUGUAAGUUUAAAUGUAAUCCAACCAUGUAAGUAAUUUUGAGCAUUGGAGAAUGUUUAGAUGAUUUUUUUUUAUAUUUGAUUACUUUGAUACUGUUCUUGUAUAUGUAGCAAUGAUGAUUUAUUUUUCUUAAGUUACUUAUUACAGACGGAGUGGAAUAACAUUUGAUUUACAGAGAUAUAAAUUUGGUGUUACUUAU